Mercenaria mercenaria is the source of this 5769-nucleotide messenger RNA. RefSeq names its product kelch domain-containing protein 10-like. Gene Ontology annotation, molecular function: protein binding. The transcript is spliced from 2 exons. Bases 66 to 1331 code for a protein of 421 amino acids. Lineage: Eukaryota; Metazoa; Mollusca; Bivalvia; Venerida; Veneridae. The record is from RefSeq and is a predicted model, not a curated record. Gene Ontology annotation, biological process: positive regulation of stress-activated MAPK cascade.
AAGAUUUUCCGAUUAUUUCCGGAAAUACACGGAAGUAACCGAUUUGAAGGUAAACAUAAACAAAGAUGGCGUCGAGUAGGAACUUGUCAGAAAAAUUGACCAGAUCAUCGUGUUCUAGCACCGUCAGGUUUAAGAAUAUCCUCCCAAGAUUUAAGCCAUACGACACUAAAAGACCCAAAGGACGAAGUGGCCACUGCAUGUGCGCCGAUGAGUCGGAUAUCUACGUGUUUGGAGGAUACAGCCCCAUGGAUGAAAGGAACGGGGUUCGGCAGAGCAGAGUUUUACCUGAGCUGUGGAAGUUCAACUUUGCUACUCAGAAAUGGACAAACGUUAAAUCUGAUAACAUUCCAAUUACAUGUGCAUCAGCUUCUAUUGCAGUUCAUAAUAAGCAGGUGUUUGUUUUCGGUGGGACAGGUUACCCCUUUGGACAGAUAAUGAGUAACACAAUAAAAACUUUACGUAUGAACCAGCCAGCCAAAUUACAAGCUGCGGGCGAGGGCUGUAGCGAGAAAGGACCAGCUAAGUUAUGCUGGCAACUACUCGAAACAAGUGCAAUGUCUUACAGUGGUGGUGGAGAGGUUGAAGACGUUACCCCACCUCCAGCUUAUGGACAAAGUUUGAUAUUCCACAAAGAUGCAAUUUUUGUUUUCGGCGGUGCUAUAGGUUAUUACAGUGAGGCUGUUGCAGACUUACAUAAAUUGAGUUUUCACACAAUGUCCUGGGAGAAACUGCGGCCAACCGGCAAAAUUCCAAACGGAAGGUACAAGCAGGAGGUUGUGAAAGAUGGCGAAAGGUUUUAUGUACUUGGUGGUGGACGCCUACACAAUGCAGAGAGUCUUGACAAAAUCUACAUUUACCACAUAGCACGAAAUCACUGGACAGAGCACAACUCUCUUCCAGAUCCUGCUCAUGGCUACCCACUCCCAAGAUGCAGUUUUGGUUGUGCACAGGAGGGCAAGAAUGUUUAUGUCAGCGGUGGUAGACAUUAUAACCAAGACAUUGAACAUAAAUCUCUAUCUGACAUUUGGCACCUUAGACUUGAUACACUUCAGUGGACAAAACUUGCGAUGAAGCUACCAGAUCCAUUAUACUUCCACAGUGCCAUAGUGUCCCCUUCUGGCCACAUGUUUGUAUUUGGCGGUGUCCACAGAGAUGGGUACAGGGCUCCAUACUUGUACAAAAUACGACUACCUCUUACACUCCCAAAACUGUCUGAACUUUGCUGGGACAAGGUCAGUGUUAUGGCACGUGUCCAGAAGUUUAUGACUCCGGCAGGUCUUGCUGAUUUUGGUGUUCCUUGGAAUUUCAUAGAUAGAGUUCAGCCAUUUUAAGUCAAAAAUAUCUUGAUUGAGGAUGAAAUAGCUAUGUUAUGUGUUCAGUUGAUAUUUAUCAGACUAGUCCUUUUAUAUUCUACAAUGCCCUUGUUUUCACUUGGAAAAAAUAUGAAUCAAAGGUAAAACAAAUACUAUGAGUUACACUGUUCAAUAUUUGUAUCCAUUGUAAUAUGGUUAUGAAUAUCAGUAACCAUGGCAAUAUUUCUUUAGUUUCAUCAUCUCUUGACUUUUGUGCUAGAACUAGUAAUGGAAGUUUUAAGUGAUGCUCAAUAGUUUAUGAUAUUUACUAAGUCCAUGAUUUAGAGAUGAGAACACUAUUUUUUUCUCAUGAAAAAGCAGGUACCUACUUUUGUUAAUGCUUUAUGUUAUAAUGUAUAUAAUUGUCUAUAUACUUAUUAAGUGUGAGAUUAAUUUUAUUAGAUUUUUCUCUUUUUGUAUUUAUAAUACAACUUUCUGUAAAGCUUUUAAUAGUGAAAAAAAUAAGGUUAUUUCCAGGAACCUUGGAAGAAAGAUUGCCUUCAUCAAGUUGUUCAGUUUUUGAGUGUGCUGAGAUUGUCUCCCUUGCUGAUUUUGCUUUAGACAGACAUUUUCCCCAACUUCAGUCAUUUAAAUGUUCUGACUUAUGAUUUAAAAGUGAUUGAAUUCUAAAAGUAUAAGUAUAAUUGACAGUUUCAAUAUCUUAAAACAAAGAGUCAAUACUGUUUACUGGUAUAUGUGCUUAAGUGAAUGGAUUUUUUGUUACUGGGAUGGAUUUUGUUUUUAAACAGAUACAAUGUAUUUGAGAUAUAAGUUCAUGAAAAUGUGCUUUCCUGUGCUUUAUUUUGGUUGGUGUAUAUAUGUUUUUAUCUUAUAUUAUUAUAAUUCAACAGUGAGGCAUGACUUAUCCGCUAUCCUCGGCCUUUACUGCAGUAUUGUUAUGAGCUUAAAGUACAGACGCGCCUUGAUGCAUAAAGUUGAUCUAUAGUAUAUAUGUUAUGAACAUUAUAUUUGUGUUGUUUUACAAUGGGUUUUUAUAAGCACUGUUUUGUGCCUUUAUAAAUAUUCCUCAGCUUUCAAUUACACAUCAGCUUAAAAUUCUUACAUACUUCAUAUAUUCUUCUUAAAUGUAUCUAUACUGUGUAUAUAAAAGUAUAAAAAUUUAAGCUUUUUAGGCUUCAUCAUUUUGAAAAGCUUUUGGAAUGAAUUUAGAUAUUUUACUGGUAUUGUUUUAAUCUGUUUCAAAUUUUACUUUACAGCCUAUAUUUUGUAAUGAACUGUUUUUAGUAUCCUUUAUAAAUUAAGAUUAAUCUAGUGUUGUACAUUAAAAUUUAAAUAAUGUCUCUUUCAUUAAAAUACCUGUGUACAUUUUGUAUAAAAUGAUGAAAUUGUAGUCAUGCAAUUUGAUUACUUUACUCAUCUUUGAUUAACAUUUAGUGACAAUUAAGCAAAAUGGGCCUUCAGGUGUUUUCUUAUAUAUAUAUUUUAUAUUUCUUUUUUUUUGCAUCUGAAAGGGGUGGGGUUACUUUUAACUGAAAGAUUUUUUAACAUAUUGUCUUUGUUAUCAUUUCUUAUCAUAAAAUCAUACCAGGUCCUGUUAAACAUUAUACACUCUUUUAUACAUUUUAAAGUUUAAGAAAUGAAACAUCAGUUAGAAUGAUUAUGUACUGAAAAAUUUUUUUUUACUAAUCAGACAAUGUUUGACAUGUGGUUUAUAAAAUCAAUAAAAAUAGUUUUCAUAAAUAAAUAACAAUAUGUUUUAGGACAAUGUGUGGCAGAUGUCACAUUGUGUUGUUUAAAACACCUGAGGCUCAGUGUAGCUAUGUUGACAGAUUUCUUGUAAACACCUUUUAUUUCCUCAAUGUAAAAAAAAUCCUGGUUAUAUACAACCGUUAUAAAAACUUUUUUAAAGGGGCAUGUCCCUAGAUGAAACAAGUAUAUCACAACAUAAAAACUUGUAAAACAUAUUGCAAUAUCUCAGAUUAUAAAACAUCUAUCAUUAUCACCAUAACAGACUUCAAGUAAUAUUUUUGAGCCGCACCAUGAGAAAACCAACAUUGUGCAUUUUUCGACCAGCAUGGAUCCAGACCAGUCUGCAAAUCUGUGUAGUCUGUUCAGGAUCCGUGCUGUUUGCUAACGGUUGCUCUAAUUGCAAUAGGCUUUGAAAGCGAACAUUAUUGAUUCUGACCAAACUGCGCGGACGGGCAGGCUGAUCUGGAUCCAUGCUGGUCGAAAAUGCACUAUGUUGGUUUUCUCAUGGUGUGGCUUAAUUCUUUAUACCAGAUCGAGGCCUUGGCGCAAAACUAUUGUAUCUUGUUCUUUAUUAAUAUACACUUACAAUAGUUUUGCACCAAGCCCUCGAGAUAUAAUUCUUCUAAAACAUUUGCUUACAAACUUCAGGUUCACUUUUCAUCAUCAAAAUAUUUUCAUUUUAUCAUUUUCAUUAAUGAAAUGUUGUCAAGUUAAGAAAAGUUUUUUUUUAAAGUGGCACAAAUUUGAAUUGGUUGAAACUUUAUACAGCAGGCUGUCAAGUUAGGAAACUUAUAUAUUUACCUUACUUAUGUGACACUAUUACAUUUUAUGACAUCAAUGCUUAAAUAUGAAAUCAUGGUUUUUUAUUACAUCACUGGUAUGUAGCAUACAUACCUGUUUAAAUUUGUUCACAGUUUUUAUUGUUUGUGUAUCACAUUGCAAAGUUGUGUAUACAAGUUUUAGGCAUUUAAUGCACAUUUUAACUAUUUCAAUGUAUAAAUAAUUUUUAGGUUUUUAAUGAAAGUAUUGUAUGUUGUAGUGAUAAAUUCCUUACCAAAAUGUGAGACAUUUUUUUAAAAAAAUCUUAAUUUUGGAAGUUUAAACGUCAUUAUGUGUAAAGUUGAAGUUAUCAUUUUUUAUGUAAAGAAACCAUUACAGAUAAAAUUUUUUUCGUUGUGUGUGUGUGUGCAGUCUUUUGCACAGUAUUAAAGAGAAUUGUACUUUGCUUUCAGUGGCAGAUUAUAUCAAAAUUUUAAGGGUCUUAUCAUUGUGUAUGUAGGUUAAGUUGUUUGUUUUGAUUAGCCCCUUAUAUAAAUCUCAAAUUUGUUUAGACGGUCUUAUUUUCUUUACUUAAAGCCAUGUUUUUGUGUUGUUUAAAAGUGUUGUAAGAUGUUAGAAAAGCAAAGAAUGUUUAUGUCACUAACAGAUUACUUAUGUAUUCUGUUUUGAAUUCUGGAAUGUUAACAUCUUGGAAAGAAUUUUGGGCAUUAACAGAAAAAAUGCAAGUUUAAACUUGUACUCUUUAAAGCUUAUAACUAUGUGGUAGUUUGAAAUAUCUGCCAGUCUAAAUGCUAAAUGCCUUUAGGCAUGGAAAAGGAUUUUUUUUAAUUUGAAAGAUAGCUUUGAUACUUUCUUUUUUUGUCACUUUAAUGACCACAUAACGUAUAAAAAAAGUUUGUAAAACUAAUACCAUACAAUUUUUUUCACAUAAAUUUUUCAAUUUUUUUUGUGUGCUAAUGUUAUAAUUAUUUUUUCAAAGGACUGUUUUGUGAGUUUUAAACAAUCCACAUAUAUAUGAAGCCAGAAUGGAAAGUUUAAAACUUAUUGGUGUCCGGAUUGGAUGUAAUUUACAAUGAAAAUUAAUCGAAAAAAAAAAAAUUGACCAUAAAUUGAAAAAUAAUCAAGAUACUUUGAAAAUUAAGAACAUUCCUAUUACCUCCCUUGGAAAUAUUUUUUACAAUGAUGUAUUAUAAUCUGAAUGAUACGCCGUAUUUAAAAGAGAAAUCAAAGAAAAGUUUCCCUAGAAAAAGCAAAAACAUAUACUGUAGUUUAUUGCAUGUUUUUCAGUGAAAUGUUGCAUGGAUAAGAGUGAAGUAUAGCAGAAACUUUCCCAAUAAAAGAAGCUAUAAAAUAAAUUAACAUCAGUUAAAACUAGAAAUAAAAAGAAAAUGUGUUUGUUGCACUUGCAAGAUUAGAAUGUCUUUCUUUCUUGAACUAUUAUGUAUAUAAGUCAGUCAUAAAAAUAUUGCAUCUUGUCCUCAUUUUGAUCCAACACAGAAACAAAGAUCUUCUAUACAUUGAUCGAGCCUGAAAAGACAGAACUGAAAAAAUAUAUUCAUAUGCUGAUAGAUUUUCCUAGCAGGCCACAGUGCAGUAUAAUAAUAAUUUAUAUAGUAGUCUGCACGAGAAUCAAUGACUCGAGCACAUGGUCUUGAGCAGUUCAUGUAGACAGUGGCCAUUUUCCUGUAUUUCUAUAUUUGGACUGAUUUGGAACUCUGGGUAAUUUAUGCAUUUGUUCAUUUCCUUACGUACAACUGCGAAUGGUCAAUGUUAUACUGUAGUUAGCCUAUUUAUGUAUAUUCUUUGAGAAUGUUAUGUCUGUUGAUAUGAAUGGUGAAUUUUAUCACAAUGUAGAAAUUAUAGUAUUUGUUUUUAAGAGUCAGAAUAUUUUAUAAUGAAAUAUUUGGUAUUAAAAUUCAAGAUUGUU